GAGGUGGGAGGUGUUAGAUGUUUAGAUGGACAGCUCUGUCAGGACGGACUCCCACAACAAGGCCUGGCUUUUUUUGUGUUUCUCUUUUGUUUUCUUUUGUUUAAAAGUUCCUAACCUGAGGUGGAGACGCGUCUUUGUGGGUUUUAUUUGACUCCGGGGUUGCUGCGGAAUGAAGCGUCUGGAGCAGCGGAAACGGGGAGGCGGAUGUGAAGCCAAAUAAAUAAGAUAUGAAUGUUUUUCACCCAGAUCCUCGCGGAGGAGAAGCCAGCGACGGAGCGGAGAGGAAAGAUGUGGCGACCGUGAUUUAAAGAAAAUAAAAACGGAAAUCAUCAAAAAGGCAAAUAUUUUUCCACCUCGCGUUGGGGCUACGGGGCGGCGGCGAGGCUGUGGCCGGGAUCGGGAGCGUUGGUUCCCGCUUGGAAGCCGCUGUCGGGUCGGUGGUUUGUGGGCCGUGUGGAGCUCCGUCCUCCAUGAUCGAGCGACUUGUUCUGGGCUUUUAUUACCAUGCAGAGGCCGUUAUAACCACACAAAGGUCUGGUAUUUCCAAUCCCUCCUCUCCUCCCCUGUGGGCCAUAGGACUGCCCCAUCAUCACCCCCUCCUCCCUGGACAGACCAGCAGAAGGAUAUGGAUUGUUCUUCAGACUUUCUUCCUCGCCUUUCACUGCCACUUCCAUCUCCCUCUCUUUCAGUAAUGACUAGGUGGAUGAUUUACACAGUACUCUAGUGCCCUUGAGCAAAAUAUUGCUCUGCUGUUGACACCUUAAAUUUGUCAAAAUGGAAGGGUGCAAAUCAACGUUAAGGGAGAUAACUCAGCAGUACUGACAGUGGAAGCAGGAUAUAAAUGACUGAUAAAGAGGUAGAAAGGUUCGGCCUUGUCAACAUCUCAUGUCUAUUGGAAUGAUAAGUUGUGGAACUGGAGAAUUCUGAAGUGCCUUUCCCAAAGGAAUGCCACGAGGGCCAAAGAGGAAAUCAUGAUCUGGACUGCUGUUUCAAAAUAGAAGUCCAUUCUCCAUCCAUUCUAUCCAGCCUUCCAUCCUGCCUUCUAGUUUUCUUCAUCUUACCCUUUUAGUGGUGCACUUUUAAGCUAAAAUCAUCCUCGUUUGCCUUGUCUUUCUGAACCUCUGUACCCCUUCCCUCGUUUUCUUUCUUCUGCCCACUCCCUUGACCUCCACCAUUCGCCCCUCCCUCACAACCGCCGUCCUCCCCCCUCGCCCCCGCCCCCAGUCAUCUCCCUCCACUUCCUCUGCCCCCUCCUCCCCUCACCACCACCACUACCACCACCACCACCACCAUCCUCACCCUCAGUCCCACUCCCACCACCACCAGCACCUUCACCACCAGCUUUCCUCCUCGCCGCCUCGCGUUUCACCCCCUCCCUUCACUACCUCGGCUGUGAUGAUGGCGACCGCCGCCACAGCUUCCUCCUCAUCCCCGUCCACCUCAUCGUCGCCCAACAGCAGCGCCCGGGAGCACCUGCUGGCAGUGCGUCGGCGCACCCCGCACACCCGGCCGUACACAGUUGGACCCGACAACCUCCGCAGCCUGUCGGUGCAGGGAGCAGUCGGAGCCUCAUCAGCAUCCUCCUCCUCCGCCAUGUCAUCGGCGAACCAGCCUGAAGCGGUGGGGGUGGGGCUCCAGAGGGCCAAUAGUGACACAGACCUGGUGACCUCAGAAAGCCGCUCAUCACUCACGGCGUCCACAUACCAGCUGACAUUAGGCCACAGCCACCUGGUGAUCUUCUGGGACAUUAAGGAGGAAGUGGAUGCCACCGACUGGAUUGGCCUGUACCAUAUUGAUGAGACGUGUGUGGCCAAUGUGUGGGACUCCAAGAACCGUGGAAUAAAUGGCACCCAGAAAGGACAGAUUGUGUGGAGACUGGAGCCGGGGCCCUACUUCAUGGAGCCUGAGACAAAGGUCUGCUUUAAAUACUAUCAUGGUGUAAGUGGAGCAUUAAGAGCGACGACGCCGUGUAUCACCGUCAAGAACCCUGGAGUGUCGGUGAGCAGCGAAGGCCAAGCAGAGGACCAAUCAGGAAAUGAGCACUGUCGGAAACUUGUCAGCUUCACCCUAUCAGUCAUCCGCGCAGUGGGCCUCAAGAAGGGCAUGUUCUUCAACCCUGACCCCUAUCUGAAGAUGUCCAUCCAACCUGGGAAGAGGAGUGGCCUCCCCAAGUUCACCCAUCAUGGCCAGGAGAGACGGUCCUCCAUUAUAGCCAACACCACCAACCCUGUGUGGCACGGGGAGAAGUACACCUUUGUGGCUCUGAUGACUGACGUGUUGGAGAUCGAGGUGAAGGAUAAGUUUGCCAAGAGCCGACCAAUCAUCAAGCGCUUUCUGGGUCAGCUGAUCAUCCCCGUGCAGAGACUUCUGGAGGGGCCAACGGCUGAUGAUCAGCCUGUCAGCUACAGCCUGUGUCGCCGUCUUCCUACGGACCAUGUGAGCGGACAGCUUCUGUUCAGAGUGGACAUCACUUCCACCGGACAAGAGGAGUCGUCCCCAGACGCAGUGGGAGCCAUCCUGGGCAGUGCAGUGAAUGGCGACCCUGGGAGUCCCUCUGAUGAUGAAGACCUCCCUCACCCCUCUUUAUCUUCACAUGUCACAUGUGGACCUUCUCCCACUGGCUCCAGUGAGGGCCCCUUGUUAGUUAACGGUUCUUGUUACUAUGGCAGUGAUAGCGUGUGGCAGGAAAGGCAAAUGAGAGAAGAGGAUCUCCUUCCUGCGGCUUUGGGCAGCCACACCCACCGGCAGGUGUCGCUCAACGACUACCUGGACGCCAUCGAAGCUCCCAGGAGCCCCGGGGACCGACCUCUAACGGGGCCUUCACCCAAACUUCGCUCCAGCUUUCCGACAGACACGCGGCUCAACACCAUGCUGCACAUAGACUCAGAUGAGGAUGAGGAGACGGCAGGGCAGCACAGGGAGCAAUCACAAGAGAUGAAGGCCCAGCAAAGUACAAACCCAUCAAAGAGAUCACCGGAGCCUCGACACGUGAACAAGGGUUCAAAAAGUGAGCCGUGUGGGCACACUGGUGCUGGAGCUGAAGGUGGAGCUGAGGCCACAGCAGAAGCAGGUUCUUCUGCUGGUGCUGAAGGUGCAGCGGCAGCUUCAGAAAGUGCAGCUGAGACCAGGGAGGCUGCACAUGUCACUGGAGAAACGUCCACAGCCUCCACCUCAUCAGAGGCGUUAGGGGCUGAGGUGAGUGCAGCAGUUGGAACAGGAGAGUCUGGAGGGGAAUGCACCUGUCAGGAGCAGAGCUGCAGGAGGAGGGCAAGCCAGGAGCUGCCCUGUAAUCCCUCACUUGGUCCGCUUUCACCUAUUCAGGAGGUAGAAACAAGAAAAGAGAUGGCUCCAAAGGCAGAGGAAGAGGGGGCAGAGUCAUCAAGCAGUGAGGCAAAUGGUCCGGUGGCAGCAGCUGCUCCAGCCAGCAGCAGUACAGCUGAUCAAGAAGAAGCAGGUUCUUCUGAAGCUGGAGCGAGAGCUGAAGGGGAGGACGGGCUGGAGGGGCAGGAGGAGAAGGAAUGGGAGGUGUGGAGGAGGCGGUCCAUGCAGGCCUCCGGAGGCGCCGCCCAGAACCAGGAGGUGUGUGGGUCCAGAGAGAGUGAAAGCGGGAUGUCGCUGGGUGAGAGAGAGGCAGGCGCCACAGCUCAAGUCAACGGCCACCAGUCCGUUCGCUCCCUUCCAUCUGUCCGCCAUGACAUCAGCCGCUACCAGAGAGUGGACGAGCCUCUGCCACCUAGUGAGUACUGGGAGGCUCGCAUCGACAGCCACGGUCGCAUCUUUUAUGUGGACCACGUGAACAGAACGACGACAUGGCAGCGUCCCACAGCUCCCCCCGCCCCACAGACCCUCCAGAGGUCCAACUCCUUGCAGCAGAUGGAGCAGCUGAACCGCAGAUACCAGAGUAUACGUAGGACGAUAACCAAUGACAGCAGACCAGAGGAGCAGCAGUCGGGAAGUGAGCUUCCAAUGGACGAGGUUGAUGCAAACUCCUCCAUCCCAGAGCUGCGUAGGGAUGGCAGCGUGGCUCAGUCCAGUUCUAGGUCCCGUCUCACCCUGCUGCUUCAGUCGCCCAGCGCCAAGUUCCUCACCAGCCCCGACUUCUUCACCGUGCUGCAUUCUAACCCUAGUGCCUACCGUAUGUUCACCACCAACACGUGUCUGAAGCAUAUGAUCAGUAAGGUUCGUCGGGACGCUCACCACUUCGAGCGCUAUCAGCACAACAGGGAUCUGGUGGCCUUCCUCAACAUGCUGGCCAACAAACAGCUGGAGCUGCCAAGAGGCUGGGAGAUGAAGCACGACCACACGGGCAAGCCUUUCUUUGUGGACCAUAACUGCCGUGCCACCACCUUUAUCGACCCCCGGCUGCCUCUCCAGAGCUCUCGGCCCCCCAGCCUCCUGGCUCACCGUCAGUACCUCACCCGUCAACGCAGCCACAGCGCUGGAGAGGUCAGCCCACGCCGACUGGUUGGUGAAGACCCUCGUCAUGCUGGUCCGCCCAUCCUGCCGCGACCUUCCAGCACCUUCACCUCAGCCAGCAGGGGGCAGUGUCAGGAAGUUGUGCCAGUUGCUUACAAUGACAAGAUUGUGGCGUUUCUUCGACAACCAAACAUCUAUGAGAUUUUGCAGGAGAGACAGCCUGACUUCAACCGCAACCAUGCACUCAGGGAGAAGGUGCAGCUGAUUCGUACAGAUGGAGUGUCAGGAUUGGCCAGGCUGUCAGGAGAUGCCGACCUUGUCAUGCUGCUAAGUCUAUUCGAAGAUGAAGUAAUGUCCUAUGUGCCUCCCCACACCCUACUUCACUCCAGUUACUGUCAGUCACCUCGAGGGUCACCUGUCUCCUCACCGCAGAACUCACCCGGUACUCAGAGAGCUAAUGCCAGAGCCCCAGCGCCCUACAAGAGAGAUUUUGAGGCUAAACUACGCAACUUCUACAGGAAGCUGGAAACUAAAGGCUAUGGCCAAGGACCAGGGAAGCUAAAACUGAUCAUCCGACGCGACCACCUCCUGGAAGAUGCCUUCAACCAGAUCAUGUGCUACUCCCGCAAAGACCUACAGCGCAGCAAGCUCUACGUUAGCUUCGUCGGGGAGGAGGGUUUGGACUACAGUGGACCUUCCAGAGAGUUCUUCUUCUUGGUUUCCAGAGAACUGUUCAACCCUUAUUAUGGUCUAUUUGAGUAUUCAGCCAACGACACGUACACCGUUCAGAUCAGCCCCAUGUCUGCUUUUGUAGACAAUCACCACGAAUGGUUCCGGUUCAGCGGUCGCAUUCUAGGCCUGGCUCUGAUUCAUCAGUACCUGUUGGACGCCUUCUUCACCAGACCCUUCUAUAAAGGCUUACUGCGCAUUCCCUGUGACCUGAGUGACCUGGAGUACCUGGAUGAGGAGUUUCACCAGUCUCUCCAGUGGAUGAAGGACAAUGACAUCGAAGACAUGCUGGACCUCACCUUCACUGUCAAUGAGGAAGUUUUCGGACAGAUAACAGAAAGGGAGCUGAAGCCUGGAGGAGCCAACAUCCCCGUCUCAGAGAAGAACAAGAAGGAGUACAUUGAGCGGAUGGUGAAGUGGAGGAUAGAGAGAGGGGUGGUCCAGCAAACUGAGAGUCUGGUCAGAGGCUUCUAUGAGGUGGUGGAUGCCAGGUUGGUGUCUGUGUUUGAUGCCAGAGAGUUGGAGCUGGUGAUCGCUGGCACUGCUGAGAUUGACUUAUCAGACUGGAGGAACAACACGGAGUACAGAGGAGGUUACCAUGACAACCACAUUGUGAUCCGGUGGUUCUGGGCAGCAGUCGAGAGGUUCAACAAUGAGCAGAGACUGAGACUCCUGCAGUUUGUGACCGGGACAUCCAGUAUUCCUUACGAAGGAUUUGCCUCUCUGCGAGGCAGCAAUGGGCCCCGCAGGUUUUGUGUGGAGAAGUGGGGGAAAGUCACCUCACUACCCAGAGCUCAUACCUGUUUCAACCGGCUGGACCUGCCUCCUUACCCGUCCUUCUCCAUCCUUUAUGACAAGAUGCUGACUGCUGUGGAGGAGACCAGCACGUUUGGACUUGAAUGAGACUCAUCUAUCCACACCUUCAGCUGCCCUCAGUCUGCCCCUGAGGACUGCUGGUGGUAGUUAGAGGGUACAAACUGGACAGGGUGUCCCAAAUCAAGAUUUAAAGUCUGUUUUAUUUAUAUCAGGACCUAUUUUUUAAGAGAAACUGAUGAAACGUGAAGCUGAUCUCUUAAAAUUAAGUAAACAGUGUUUGUUGCACCUGCACAUAUUUUGCACCGGCUUCGUAAACUAGUUGCACUUGUGUGAUGUGACAAAUGAAGAUGCACACUGCCUAUGGGAUCAGGACAGACCACAGCUGACCAAUCACAGACCUGGAUGUUUAUUUCACUUUCAUAGGAGGAGGUUAAGACACAUCAAAGACUUAAGAAGCAAUCACUGCCUUCACUGCAAAAGCUGAAAGGAUUCAGCCUCUUUUACUUUUGUUUGGACGGGGCUCGGAGGACCAUCGAGUCCAAAACUCUUUCAGUGAAGCGCUUGUAGUAAAGCGUCUCCUUGUGGCCUGCUGCAGUAACUGCACUCCCGUCGAUGGUGUAUUUCUUUCUAAAAGCCUUUACAGGUCUGCCUAACGUACCUUUAGGUAAAGACUGUGGGAUUGUUUUUCCACUGGAAGUUGCCCACGGCUGAUUUUGGAGUCCAGUCAGGAGUUUUGCUAUCGUUGUUACAGUAUUUUCCUCUACAAGAAAAAGUGAUUUUCUAAUGACGUGGCAGUGACUUGAUGUGAUCUGAAUGUAACUUUUUGAUGUAGAUUGUGUGGGGAGUGACUUUUCUACCAGAUCUGGAUCAGUUGGCAAAAAAAACUUUCUAGGCCACAAUUCACUUAAUCAUGUCUUGAUGAGCAAAUUAAGUUAAUUAAGAUACAUAAUCCACCAUAAACAUAUGCUUUGAAUGUAUCUAAUUGAUUUUAAACCAACUUUGAGCCAGAUCUAUUUUCGAAAAUUUGUUACAACUACUCAACCUUCAAGAAAUGUUUUAACAAAAAAUAAAUGUAUGUCUAAAUUUACAAAGAUAUCGCAUUUCUACCCACCAUCUAAAAAUGAAAGGAGUGGCAAGAGGGGAGCAUGGGAAGGCUGUAAGGUGGGGGUUUCACCAUGAAAAUACAUAUCACUUCUGCAGCUAUAUAUCUGUCUAAAAGAUGUAAACCUUUCCCCUUUCUUUCAAUUUUCAAGUCCAGUCACUUUGCUUUACAAUAGCUAGAAUGUGAAAGGAUCUCUUCCAUUCAGUCAAUCGGAGUAUGUAUCAGGGAGUGAUAUAUAAGCCAUAUCAGAACGUUGGCAGUCUGUGCCAGUAACAUUGAAUUCCAUUAUUCUGAUACCAAAAAGUCCCUUAAUUGAAUGUCUUUAAACAUAAACCCAAUUUACGUUCAGAGCUAUUGCUUCAUAAGUCUCAACAAGUUAACAUAAGCCUUUGUGGAUGCAGUGAUCUCCAGUCACAAACAAUAACACCAACAUUUCAAGAUGUCAGUUUUGAGUACAUGUUCAAAUAGAAAGUUGUCGUUCUACAUACAGCUCCAAAUGUUCGUCUUACAUAAGCUUGAGAUGUUUGCUUCUUUCAUUGGCUUUUGGUUGCCUGUAGCUUGUAUCUGAUUGUCCGACUCUUCCAUCCCUUCACCGUCUAGGUUAUAUUUAAUAUUCCUGACACAAAAAUGAUCCGUUUCCACAAAUGGUUGUAGUUAUCCUUUAGCAACGCUGCCACAAAUCUGCAGCAAGGUCAUAUUUUCAUUUUUAAUAUCAACUUACGGCGAACUUGUGGAAAAUUUUGAUUUUUUUGCUGCUGGUUUAGAAAAACAUUGCAGCAAGUUUGGAACAAAGUAACAUUUUAUGGGAUUUUAAGACACUAUACCUGUUAACAUUUAAAAAAAAGGCCAUCCAUUGCCAAAGGUUAACUACAACCGUAGGUACGUGUGGUUACAGAUGUGAAACCUCAAUGCAAAAUGUCAUGAAGUCAAGAAAACAUGAGGGAACAGGAACAGACAUUGUAUUUCCACCAGGUUACAUCAUUAUGCUACAGUAGGUGUUACUGACGUUUGUCAUGGAUGGUGUGUUGCUUGUGGAAUGUGGAACAGUUUUAUCUCCUUUUAUAAAGGAACCAGUGUACCCUAUCCUCAAGAAGAUAGGAAAGGAGACAUGGAAGCACCUAAUCACAGCAUUUAGAGAAUUCAAAUAGCUGUUGUCAUUCUGUGGUCCUUACAAAGUACAAAAGGUAUGAAUACAAUUGAUCAUAUUUGUCAUAAUAGUCAAUCACUUGAAGGGUAUGUGCACUCCUGGUGGCUCAAGAUAGCAAAGUCCUGUGACAAACACCUAUCAGGCUUAACAGUAUGACCAUCUGCUUAAUAUUGUCUUAGUCCCCCUUAUGUUGUCAAAAAUGCUCUAAACCAUUGGGCCUGGACCAGAGGACCUCUCAGGGUGUCCUAUGGGGUCUGGAACCAGGACGUUGGCAGUGGAUCCUUUGGGUACUCUGGGUUGUGCAGUGGUGAAGCAAACUUGUUCCAGUGCAUCCUGUUGGUGUUUGAUCAGAAUGGGGUCUUGGAAGUUUGGAGGUCAAAUCAACAUCCUGGGCGAUUGUCAUGUUACCCAAGAUGUUCCUGAUUGAGUGAUGUUUUUGCAGUGUGGUUGGGUGCAUCUUCCUGUAGGGGUAUGCCAGUGACAUUUGGGAUUACUCUCUGUGUUCUGGGACAGCGUUCACUUGGGUGUCUUAGCCUCAUCAGACCACCACAUAGUACCAAUAUGAUCAAUGUUAUUCACUUCACCUGUCAGUGGUCAUAAUGUUGUGGCUGAUCGAUGUAUCUUCAACUCCACAGAGGAUUGUACCUCACAGUAGCCACAAAUGCAGCCAGAUGUAGUUGGACAUCCUGGUGUUUUUGGAAUACUGCAGUUGGCAUACCAUGUAUUGGGACAUCUUUAUCUUGCAUCCUAUAUAGUAUGUGAUACGGAUAUUGGAACGCACCCACAGAUAUUCAAUCACAGCCUCUGUCCAUAGGACCUCAUCACGUGACUUGUAUCAUGUCUUUUAAGGUGGUGCCAUGCACUGUAGGUUUAUCUUAACCCUUUAAUGAGCAACAUGGGUCAAAAGAUACCCAUAUUCAAUGGAAUAUGAGUAUCUUUUGACCCAUGUUGCGCAUCAAAGGGUUAAUGAACAGCAGUGGUGCUCGAAAUAUAGUCGAAAUUUAGGCCUCGUAGUGUGUGAGCUGUUCUACAGCUCAUACACAAUUCUAGUACCAUACUCCACUGCUGUCUGCUAAUUAUUCAGAAUUGCAACAAGUCACAGUUUACAGACAUUAAAAUGAACCUCUGAAUGAUGAUCAUUGCUAAAGGUUCAAAAUCUUCACUGUUAUAUAAUAUAAACUUUUAAGGGAAACUUUGAAGGAAUUAUUGGAAUUUUCUUCCUGAAGGUUUUGCAAAUUUUCAGAAAUUUGGAGAAUUUUUUGCUGAAUUUUUGGAUUUUUUUCAGACAAGGAAACAGUAUUUUUUGGUGCCUGUAAAUGAAGAUAACAGGAGGGUUAAUGUGCAGUUUAAUUAUCAGUCAGGUUCAAAUCAGGCACACAUUUAACAGUAAAUACCAGACAGACACCACAAUAGAAGCAUGGACAUUGUAUAAAAUCCACUUUGAAGGAGCUUGCAGUGCAUCCUUCCUCUUUUGUACACUGAGAUAAUUAUCAACUGCCCUCUUCACUCACAUUCCCUACUGCACUAUGAAUGUUAGCAUGCCUUCUUCGUCCACAUCAACAUGUAGGUAAAUGUUUUGGAGGUAACAUUGAUAUUUUAUGCACACAGUAAAAUCCUGAACCUAAACCAAUCUCAUAUUUCUAUUUUAGUAAGUCAAACUGACUAACUCAUAGAUGCUAUCUCCUUAAUUGUGACAUAAAAUCUAAUCUUUUUUACUUACAAUUUGUCAAAAACUCAAGAAUGUUGACUUUGGCUUACUUAUUUCUGGCUAUUUUGUGCCAUUUAAGUUGCAUCUUGCUUCGCUUUUCAUUUGCUUUGUCUGUCCCUUGCAGAAACUGGCUUCCAUUUGACCAGAAUUACUACAGACUCACUGCUAAUAUGUUAAGAGGACGAUACACAGCUUUGAUAUCUACACAGCUUGAACUAUUCCAGGUCAAAAAGAGGACAUGUCCAACUGAUCCUGCUGUUCUGAACUGUAAAACUGAUCUUGUUCUGGACCUGAUGUUUUCCUUUACAGUUUUAGAGAAUGAAGAUAAAGAUUGGUAGGAACCUGGAUGUGCAAAUUCACUUUAAUUCCGUUUCUCCCUCACAGUCCCAUGUCUGUUUAACCAGAAUGUACCAAAGUUUUGAGCCUGAACUGGUUCCCUUUACAUUUAAUGACCACUUUUUCUGUAGUUCACCUCACUUUUAAAUAUGAAUGUUUGUCAGUACUCCUCCAAAAAAAAUAAAAUUUAAUCUCUCUA
Amphiprion ocellaris (clown anemonefish) is the source of this 10453-nucleotide messenger RNA. It is a transcript of the gene hecw2b, whose product is annotated as HECT, C2 and WW domain containing E3 ubiquitin protein ligase 2b. Lineage: Eukaryota; Metazoa; Chordata; Actinopteri; Pomacentridae. The record is from RefSeq and is a predicted model, not a curated record. Gene Ontology annotation, biological process: regulation of dendrite morphogenesis. The coding region runs from base 1396 to 6048 and encodes 1550 amino acids. Gene Ontology annotation, molecular function: ubiquitin-protein transferase activity; protein binding. The transcript has 31 exons.